CUGCAGCUCCUCCCACCUGCAGCGGCUCAGAUCCAGUUGCAGUUUGGUUUUCACUCACCAAGGAGCACCAGCAAGAGAUUAAGGCCUUUGGGCACUUGAAGAGGUGGUGAGCAUGUCCAGCCAAUAGGCCCGAACUCAAAGCAGAGGAGGCCGAAGACGUGGCAAGCUACAGCAGUCAUUAUGAUCGAUCUCAGUUUCCUGACGGAGGAGGAGCAGGAGACCAUCCUGGCUGUGUUGAAAAGAGAUGCUGAGCUGAAGAAGGCUGAGGAAAAGCGUGUCCAGAAGCUACAGAAGACUGUGAAUGACAGGGGCAAACUGAGGUACAUGACUGGAGAAUGGUUCUAUGAGACCAAGCAGCUUCGCCAUCAGGAUCGCAUUCAUGGCUCCGACAUCAUCAGGGCCUCCAUGAGACACACACAUAAACCGUUGACUAUACUGGAGCUCUCCCAGAUACUACCUGAGAAAGCCAGUUUUGUCAGCAGUGAAAAUAAGGAAGUGUUCGUCCCACCUGUACUCUGUGGAAUCCUUCAGGAGCCUCACCUGCAGCUUAGAAAUGAAAGGUAUCAAAAUGAGAAUCCUUAUGGAACAGCACAAGGUACACCUAAACCAGAUCUACAGUCACCCAUAAAGCAAAGAAAAAAUCCAUUCAACAGUGAGGUCACUGCAAUCCAUGCUUCUGAUAGCUUGGACAAUCAAUUAUUGCAAGGAGCAUUAGAUCAAACCCAGACACCAAAUGACGGGUCUUUAGCAUCAUCUCCCAGCUGCAUUUCUUUUGCUAGUGACCUUACACAAGACCCUAAUGAUAGCUCAGUCACCCAGAAUGUAUCUGUUCCCAAGUCAAAGCCUGAAAACAGGACAGUAAACACCAGUUCUCAGGACUGUUCUGCUGAGGUAGAGGGGCCAGAAGAUAGACAGACUAACUCUGCUGCUCCACGUGGCAUCCUCAAGCAGUUGUCCGCCCCUAGCUCCACAGACUCCCUGUUCUCUCCACUGGACAUGCAGAGAUCAGUUAGUGUGGAUUCUCCCAUUGAGACCUGGAUAGACAGGAAGCAGGUGAGGUUCAGCUCCACAGUUGGUUGGAGUGGAGUGGAGUGGCAGGAUGGCAAAGAGCUGGGAGAACACAGUUUGCUGGACAUAGACUCCAUCGCUCCUUCUGAGGAGGAAAAUAAUAGUCACCUUAACAACACUGUUGGUACCACUGUUACCACACAUAGGCCUUUACUCAGUCAGAGUACAUUGGAUUCUCAGGAAGGUGAAGUCAGUUGCAAAAAUGAGGCAUAUCUCCAAGAGCAAGAAGCUUCCCAACACCAGGACCUGGAUGAGUUCCUAAGCCCUGAGAAGAAGUCAGGUAAGCCUGUUCAUCUGGAGACAGAGCCUGAGGAGGACUGUCAUUCUCAGGCUAAGGCCAUAGACUGGCCAGCUGGACGCAAUAUUCAUCAGUGGCCUGAACAAAACACUGACAUUUCUGCUGAGGCCACUUCAAACACCCAACCCUCAACUACUGGCACCACAAAGGGUUCAUCUCAUGCUCUUUCACCAAAGCCUAGACAAAGGCUCCUUGGACUUUUUAGAAGUGAGAAGAAUAAAACUGCUGAAGUACAAAGACCACAGAAAGAAGAGGUGAAGUUAUCUAAGCAGAAAGAGCCAGUCAGCAUCCAGAAUCAAGGUGCUGCAGAUAUGACCAUGGACAAACCUGCGAGUGUCAUACAAGAAGCUAACAUCAAAACACUACAACUUACAGCGCAACAGAACACAACAUUUAAAGAAACAGUGACCUCAGUACAUGCAGACAUGAAGCAAGAGGCGAUAGAGGGAAGAGUUGCACACCUUCCAGAGAGACUAUCCAAUCUGAAAGCUUUCUGGGAGAGGGAAAACAGAGAGGAGCCACAAAGACACAAAGACAUUGCCAAGACAGGAGUCAAAAUACAUGGCCCUCAGACUAACUCUGAUGUGGAGAGCAUAAACAAAACUAACUCACCUCAAAUAGAAAGGACAGUGCAGGAUACUGUUGACAUGUCGCAAGAAAAGUAUUCUUUACUACAGACUGACUGUAGCCUCUUAGUUGAUUUACCGAAAGAAGAUGGCACAUAUAGAGCAAAUCCAGUCAUUAUCUAUGAAGAGACAGACGAUUCUUUAACAGGUUCAGUAACAGAGCCACAGGAAAAUGUCAACACUCCUGUACCUUCUUCAGUAACUCCCCUGCCCAGGCUGUCUAGUCCCAGUCCUCAAGAAGACAGUGUAGCCAACAUUAGUGAGCUUAAGUAUUCCUGGGAGAAUGAAUAUACUGGACCCGGGGUAAGAGUCAAAGAAGCCCCAAGCAGUCCAAUACUCAGUGAAACAGUAAUUUCUCCUCAGUCUGAUUUGACAACAUCCUUAGAAAGCAAAGAGAGCUCUGAGGGAGAAGCACAGAUGUCUCCACACAAAACCAAGUCUAAUGUUGCCUUCAAACCAUUAAAAGUGACAGCCAAGGGUUUUGUCAGUCAGAGUCCAGACAGACCACAGCUGAAGAGUUCUGGUAAUAUUGGGGAUAUACAGUCAACAAGUCACCAAUACCAAGUCAACCCUGAUAUGACGGCUCAAGAAAGGCCCCUCAGUCCCAGUAAAUCCCAUACUCCAAGAUCAAAUGACCAGGAUGAUGAAGUCAGAAGGAGCCCAUCUAAAACCUGCCACCCAAGGGUCCUACCUAGAGAAUCCUCCAGUCCAAAGAGUUCCAGACUGGAAGGCUCUCCCUUGAAAACCUUUCCAAUAAACAUCAACCCCCAAACCAAGGUUGCUGAAGGGCAUCGAGGGAAUCCGACACCAGCGCCAAGACAGAGGAAGAGUCCCUUUUAUGAAACAAAGCAGACAGUGCUUACAAAUACUCAACCAAGCGCAGACAUCUCCUCUCGUCCUCUUCCUUUACACCCAGAAGGCAGAGGUACUUAUUUUGGUAAUGUCAAUAGUUUAAGCCCCUCUUCAUCACCACUAUCCAAAAAAGCCUCAGAGACGGAGACUUUUACAUGCCUCGCCAGAUCUUAUAUCCCUCAGGAUUAUCAGCACUAUCUCGGACCAUAUGAGAAGGCCCAUGUGCCCUCUUUUCACCAAGAGAAAGCUGCUGCUGCUGAGAGUGAUGAGGUACACAGACCAGAAAAUGCCCUCAGAGACUCAGAGACUUUGGAAAACCAGAGUGACAGUCUCCCAGAGGGGAAUGCGGGGGGAAAGAGCAGUUUUAGGAUUGUGCAAAAUAAAGAGGUGAACUCCAGCCAAGACACAACACCUAGGGACUGGAAUCUGUCUCGAGCAAGUUCAAGCAAUUAUGAUGAGUCUUCCAGUCCCAUCAUGUUAGCUUUGAAACGCUUAUCUUCAAGGAGCAUGUCCUCAUCCAAAAGUCUGGAAAACCUCACUUCACAAACAAAAGAAGAGAGGACUCAAAGUAACUCAAGAGAGCAAAUGAAUCAAAGCGUGGAUGACGCUUCUUCUCCACCAUCAGCCUUUACUCUUUCCAACUCAGGACAGAUGAAAACCAGUGUGUCAGUGCCUGUUCUUCAGCCAGACGAGACAGACAGUGACAGCACUCUUGAGACUAACUUGGGCCGUAGAAGAAACACAGGCAGCUCCAUGUCCAACAUGAGUCUGUCCUCGGGAAUGGCCUCCAUGUCAUCUAUCAGUGGCAGCAUCAGCAGCAUUUACCCUGCAGACACCGAAGUCCAGGGAAGUAUCCAGUUUGCUAUGAACUACAUCCAGAACCUUGGAGAGUUUCACAUCUUUGUAGUACACUGCAGGGAUCUGGCAGUGGCUGACACCAAGAAGAACCGCUCUGACCCGUAUGUGAAAUGCUACCUUCUUCCUGACCAAACAAAGCUUGGAAAGAGAAAAACCACUGUCAAAAAGAAAACUUUAAACCCCACCUACAAUGAAAUCCUCAGGUUUAAAAUUAUAAUGGAGUUGUUGAAAACUCAAAAUUUCAACAUCUCGGUGUGGCACAAUGACACUUUUGGGCGGAACAGUUUCCUGGGCGAGGUGAACCUGGAUUUGUCAGAGUGGGACUUCAGCAACACACAGAUAAAUGAAUAUGCUUUAAAAGCCAGGGUAUCAGCACGAACUUCAACAUCGUCUCCCUCACUUCUGAUGGAGAACAGAGGACAGAUGAGAGUCGCCUUGAGAUUCCUGCCUCAGACGUCUCACAGUAAGAGAACACCUAGGAUGGAGACAGGAGAGGUGCAGAUUUGGGUGAAAGACUGCAAGAAUCUUCCUCCAGUCAGAGGAGUUAUUAUCGACCCAUUUGUGAAAUGUACUGUACUUCCUGACACAAGCCGAAAAAGCCGACAGAAGACGCGGGUGGUGAAGAGGACGGCAAAUCCAAUGUUCAAUCACACCAUGGUGUAUGAUGGCUUCCGACCCGAGGACCUUAGAGAGGCCUGUGUGGAAAUCACAGUGUGGGAUCAUGACCGACUGAACAACCACUAUAUUGGUGGUCUGAGGCUUGGGCUUGGGACAGGAAAGAGUUACGGGGCGGAUGUACUUUGGAUGGAUUCAACAACCGCCGAAGCAAAUUUAUGGCAGAGGAUGUUACAGUCUGAUGGUGAAUGGGUGGAGAAUGUUCUACCCCUGAGAAUGUUGGUGAUGGUUAAAAGCAUGACCAAGUGAAAUCAUAUAAAAUGUAUUGAUAACUGUGUGGAAACUUUAUGGGAGCACACUAGAUGUACUUUGGGAUGGAAACAAACUAUAAAACAGCAGCCUUAAUGAGCAAUGUGUAUGUAUUUGUAUAGCUGACGAUGAUUGUAUUAUAAAUUAAUGCACAAGCUAACUUACUUUGUAUAACCACAUGUUCAUGAUAUGUCAUCUUAAUUAACUCAAAAGUCAGUUAUUUAUAUGAAAAACAAAAAUACAAAAUAGGACAGCAUUAUAAAGCAUACAAAUUGUUUGAUCUGAAGACAUAUAUAUGGUGGUUCUGAAGUGCAAAGAUAACAUCAAGUCACAAAACACAAUAGCACUGGUGAAACUCAGUUGGAAUAGAGUGAUACGUAUGGGGCAAUAAUUCCUUGUCCUGACAGGAAGCACUGCCUGGCAAUCUGCUACAGACAGAAGUAGUUGCUUUCCAGGUGUUUUCACUCAGAAAAAGUCUGACAUAGAGUUUCAAAGGUUUAGCUAGUUUGAAGACAAAGAACAUAAUAUGUAUUGUGUUUGGUGAAGCAUUAUUUACAAAGCUACAGCCAAGAUUUGCAAUGCUGAAGCAAGGAGCUUCCAAUCAUUUAAUUAAUAAAGCCCUGAUGAAUCUUAGCCCGAACCUACAAAUACACUACAUUAAGGUAAUAUUACGUUGCUGACAAUUGUUAAUGUAACAGUUUAAGUUCAAAUUGACUAUGGAUGUGUAAUGGAUUUUUAUACAGUUCUGUUUGAAAACACCACAAAAGCAACUACUUUUUGCUUGUUCCUUCCAGACAGUGCAUCCAAUCAGGACAAGGAAUCAUUGUCCAGUACAUACCUCUCUAUUCUGGUCAAGUCUCACCGAUGCUGUUGUGUUUUGGGUUUUUUCAGGGCCACCAUAUACUGUAUAUUUGAUCUGAGAUGAUCUAAUGACAUGUAUAAAGUCCUGCUGUUCAAUAAUGUGAUUAUGGAAAAUGAUGUCUUCAAUAAAGAGGGUACUGAUGUGA
This is a messenger RNA of Scatophagus argus, 5633 nucleotides long. It is a transcript of the gene sytl2a, whose product is annotated as synaptotagmin-like 2a. The transcript is spliced from 19 exons. Gene Ontology annotation, biological process: intracellular protein transport; exocytosis. Gene Ontology annotation, molecular function: small GTPase binding; neurexin family protein binding. Bases 181 to 4626 code for a protein of 1481 amino acids. The record is from RefSeq and is a predicted model, not a curated record. Gene Ontology annotation, cellular component: exocytic vesicle; plasma membrane. NCBI's taxonomy places the organism in Eukaryota, Metazoa, Chordata, Actinopteri, Scatophagidae.